AUGGAAGAUGCUAUCAAGCUUUAUGAGCUUAUGAUGGAUAGUUCAUAUAAGCCAUUAGUUGAGGAUUGCAACCUUCUUUUGAAAAGCAUCUCUGCAAGUGAUAAGCCAAAUUUGGAUUUAGUUUUCAGGGUUUCUAAGAAAUAUGAGUCAACGGGGCACACUCUCUCCAAGGCAAUCUAUGAUGGAAUCCACAUGUCUUUAACAAGUGCUGGGAAACUUGACGAAGCUGAGAAUAUUGUUAAUAGCAUGAGAAAUGUUGGCUACCAGCCUGAUAACAUCACAUAUAGUCAAGUGAUUUUUGGAUUUUGUAAGAUGAGGAGGCUUGAAGAAGCACGUAAAGUUCUGAAGGAGAUGGAAUCUUGUGGCUGCAUCCCUGAUAUUAAGACUUGGACCCUGUUGGUCCAAGGACAUUGUGUUGCGAAUGAAGUAGACACGACAUUAGUUUGUUUAUACAAGAUGAUUGAAAAGGGAUGCAAUGUGGAUGCUGCUGUUUUAGGCGUUCUGAUAGACAAUUUUCUUGGUCAAAAGCGAAUAGAUGAUGCAUACAAGUUGCUUGUAGAGGUUGUUAGUAAACAUGGCGCAUCCCCGUCACACGGUACAUAUAAGAAACUGAUUGUAAAUCUAUUGGGAAUUGAGAAAUUUGAGGAGGCUCUUGACCUUCUUUGUUUGACUAGGAAACACAACUACGGCCCAUUUGUUGAACCCUUUGUGCAGUAUAUUUCUAAGUUUGGGUCUGUAGAAGAUGCUGUAAAAUUCCUGAAGAGUAAGGGAAGUCCCUGGUCAGUUGCACGGUGCAGAGCCUUAGCCAUAUCAGCCAAGAACAAUAAGGAAGUUGAAAGGGGACGGACUCUUUUGAAAAGAGAAGAAGAGAAAUUGAAAGGAGAAAUUCGGAAGUUGGAAUUAGCCCUAGCCUCCUCACCCACCUUUCCUCUCUACCAACCCCAUCUCCAUCAGGUCACCAAAUCCAGCACUAACGUGAUAGCCAAAUCACCCAGCAAUCCCGGUUUUCGCUGCACCUCCACCGUGAGCCACCACGGUUCACACCUCUCACUGGUGGAACUCCAGGGCCACCCGCCCUCGCCGCGCAUCGCACCGUUCGAUUCUCAGCCCCCUCCACUCACACACGCCUCACCUUUACUGUGCCGCCAUCCCUUUCCCUCAAAACAGCCCCCGACCAGCCGCCGCCCAGCCCUAAUCGCAAGGCUCACCACCUCUGUGGCCGCGGCCACUCACCGGCACCGGUACCAUCACCAUCCCCAUUUCGGCGCUACGAUGAUUCGCGUGAGGGCAAUUGCCGCCUCUCUCAGAGUGCUCGAAUCUUCAAUCGCUACCCGGGUUCUAGUGAUUCGAAACCAGGUGACUCACUUCUCUCUCUAUAAUCCACUACCCCUUUUGGAUUCGUAUGACCAAAUACGUUUCCCCAUCGCUAAACAUAACCUCUAUUUUUCUACCAAACCGAGCUCUAUUGUGGAGCUUGUUUUGACCAACGAUUGGUGCCAAGCGUUAGAGCUCGAGUUAGAAAGUCGUUGCCCGCAUAUGACCCAUGAAACCGUUAUUUAUGUCAUAAAGCGGUUGGAUAAAAACCCAGAAAAAGCUUCGUGUUUUUUCAAUUGGGUCAUUAAGAAAGACUGGUUUUGGGCAAGCUCUUCAGUGUUUAGCUUAAUUGUUAGGAUUUUGGCCACAAAGGAUACUAUGAAGCAAUUUUGGGUUACUUUAAGGACGAUGAAGGAAAAUGGGUUUUAUCUCAACGAAGAAACUUAUCUCACAAUUUACGUUAACUUUAAAAGAGAAAAGAUGAACAGUGACUCUGUUGCUUUGACUCACUUCUAUAAUCGGAUGCUAGAGGAGAAUGCAAUGCAAAGUGUUGUCACCAAGGUGGUUGGUAUCAUUUCAGUGUCUGAAUGGGAUGAGAAGGUCAUGGGUAAACUUGCAGAGCUUAAAAUUCAGCUGUCGGAUAAUUUUGUAAUAAGGGUUUUGAAAGAGCUUCGAAAUACUCCUCUAAAGUCUUACAAGUUCUUUCGUUGGGUUGGGACACAACCUGAUUAUGAGCAUAAUACAAUAACUUACAAUGCAGUUGCAAGUGUUCUUGCUAGGAAUGACUCAAUUCAGGAGUUUUGGAGUGUUAUUGCGGAGAUGAAGAGUGUGGGUCAUGAGUUGGACAUUGAUACUUACGUAAAGAUAUCAAGGCAGCUUCAAAAGAUUAGGAUGAUCGAGGAUGCUGUCAAGCUUUAUGAGCUUAUGAUGGAUGGUUCAUAUAAGCCAUUGGUUCAAGAUUGCAAUAUCCUUUUGAGGAGCAUCUCCGCAAGUGAUAAGCCAAAUUUGGAUUUAGUUUUCAGGGUUGCUAGGAAAUACGAAUCAACAGGGCACACUCUCUCGAAGGCGAUAUAUGACGGAAUCCACAGGUCUUUGACAGGUGCUGGGAAAUUUGAUGAAGCUGAAAAGAUUGUUAGGACUAUGAGAAAUGCUGGUCACGAGCCUGAUAACAUCACCUACAGUCAAGCGGUUUUUGGACUUUGCAAGAUGAGGAGGUUUGAAGAAGCAUGUAAAGUGCUGGAGGAAAUGGAAUCUUGCGGAUGCAUCCCUGAUAUUAAAACUUGGACCGUCUUGAUCCAAGGGCAUUGUGAUGCCAAUGAAUUAGAUAAAGCGAUACUUUGUUUUACUAAGAUGAUUGAAAAGGGCUGCAAUCCGGAUGCUGAUUUAUUAGAUGUUCUGGUUGAUGGUUUUCUUAGCCAAAACAGAAUAGAAGGUGCGAAGGAGUUGGUUAUAGAGAUUAGUAGGAAGUGUCGUAUAUCUCCAUGGCAAGCUACAUACAAAAGACUGAUUGAAAAGCUAUUGGGAGUCAUGAAGUUUGAAGAUGCACUUGAACUUCUUCGUUUGAUGAAGAACCACAACUACCCUCCAUUCCAUCUACCCUUUGUGCCUUAUAUUUCCAAGUUUGGGUCUGUAGAGGAUGCUGAGGCAUUCCUUAAGGCAUUGAGUGUAAAAAGUUACCCUUCCCAUGUUGUUUACGUUCAGGUUUUUGAAUCCUUAUUCCAAGAGGGUAGACUCUCUGAGGCCAAAGAUCUAUUGUACAAGACUCCUCACCAUAUCCGUACACAUAGUAAAAUAUCUCAACUUUUCGGGUCAUCUGAAAGUCACACUGAGUCAUCUGCUGCCUGA
Sphenostylis stenocarpa is the source of this 3159-nucleotide messenger RNA. NCBI's taxonomy places the organism in Eukaryota, Viridiplantae, Streptophyta, Magnoliopsida, Fabales, Fabaceae. The record is from the annotation of a GenBank genome assembly.